AUGCAGUUAUUACUUUCGCUCACUGACCACGAGGAUAUCGAGCAUAAAAAAGUCGAAAUAGAACUCGAUGAGGAUUCCACUCUUCGUCAGUUAAAACAAGAGAUCUCUUCAAAAUUACAUAUCGAUCCAGUAAAUCAAAAUAUAUUCUUCCAUGACGGACGUGAGAUAUGUGGAAUUGAUUUUGACAGCACGCUACAGCAAAUUGGAUUUAGGCAUUUGGACAAACUGAUAGUAAAGCAUUCGGAUGUCUCGUGGUGGCCUGAGUACAAAGAGUAUGUAGAGAUAGCAAUGAAGGGAGGCCCUCGAAGAAUGCAGACUUGCAAAGAGGCAGUCCGACUGCAUGCAGAUUUGAUGGACAAUGGUUUUUUUUAUGCAUACAGUAGAUUUAAUACUUAUCGCAUGGAAAACCAUUACAAAGUGGCCUCUUGGACAGAUGACGACACGAAACUGAUGAGAGAAGCCACUCUCAGUCAUUUUCGUGCAAUUCAUUUCAAACGGGGAGCCAAUGAUGAGCUGGACUUCGUUUGUAGGUUUGAACCUCGACCAGGAGAACUGGGAGGUUCAAGAAAGAAUACACUCGCUUAUGUCCGACUGCAUGGAGAGCAGGAUGAGACUAAGUACAACGUGAAGUGCCACCACUUUGGGUCAUCAAGCAGCUCUGCGAAAGGCCAAUCGCCGGAUAUUAAAGAGUUCUACUGCUACAAACUGCUGGAACUGCUUAAUGUGGGACCCCAGGUGCAUUUCAUCCUCCCCAACAUACUGACCGGCAGCAGAACUUCCAUGUAUAUCGCUACACGAUGGUGUGACGAUUUCGUGCCUAUUACCAGCAUCAAGAAAGAAGACGUUAGCGUGGAAAGUCUUGCGCAGAUUCUUUUGCUUGGGACAUUUCUAUUUAUGGACGACUUACACUCGGACAAUUGUGGUCAAUGGAAAGGCACCAAAAAUGCAGCAAUUGUAGACUUUAUGCCGAGAGCUUACACUACGUUCACAAAUGUCAAAAAAGCUCUGCUCAACAACGAUGCAUCGGUGUACUGGGAUGAAUUUCAUAUAGACGCAUUAGAGAAAUGCAACGAAGAAUCGCGAUUAGAGAUGGCUAGAGCGUCCCUUAUGAAAUGGGAUCUGCUGUCUAAGAUCGACUUAGCCAAUGAGCUAAUCACUCCUGAGAAAGAUCGAAUGAAGCGACAAGACAUCGGCUUCAAAGGCUUUAACAGUCCUACUGAGGAGCUUGAUUUGUACAUAACCGCAACCCGCAGACAACAAGGAGAAGCUUUGAAGACCUUCAGAGACGAGAACCCACAGGCUGCUCGUGCUUUGGAAGCUUUGGUCAGACCCCAACGCCCACCAAGAGGAGGGCGACCAGGAGGAAGAGGACGACCAGAGGGAGGAAAAGGACGACCAUUCGAGCCAAUGACAUUCGAAUCUGAGGAUGAGCAAUAA
Auanema sp. JU1783 is the source of this 1437-nucleotide messenger RNA. NCBI's taxonomy places the organism in Eukaryota, Metazoa, Nematoda, Chromadorea, Rhabditida, Rhabditidae. The record is from the annotation of a GenBank genome assembly.